UUCUCAUCAUUCUCUGCAGAGUAAUCAUUGUGUAUAUCGCUUGAAAGUCAAGAACUACUUCUACCCUUCUCUCACGUCGCUGCAAGAUGAAAAUUGAACCGCCUCUUCUCAACUCGGCUAAUCCAUGGGCUACCACAUAUGAAGAUCUCCUUGCCCUAUACCGAUGUCCUUACACAGGAGCUGUCACAACACGCACGGCGAUGCUGCAAGGAUUUGCGCACGACGAUGCGAUUCAUAGAUACGCAUUCUUCAAUCCGGUGACUCAAGAAUCUCACCAAAAUCCUGAGGCCGAAAAUCUGCCUUCUGAACAAACGGCCAGUGUGAACAAUCUGGGCUACAGUCCACUCCGAUUGAGUGAAUAUCUUUCUUUCAUUAAACAGAUAUCCGAAGUCGCCAAAUCUGACUCUUCGCUUCGUAGAGACAAACCGUUCAUUGUUUCUGUGACAGGGACUGCUUCGGAUGUCGAAGUGUGUCUUGAGAGGAUUGCAAACACGGCGCAACAAGUAUCGAUGCCUCUUUUCAUGGAGGUCAAUCUCAGCUGCCCAAACAUUCCCAAUAAACCUCCUCCAGCAUACUCCAUAUCCGCCCUUAUACCAUAUUUAUCAGCAAUAUCAAAGUCGAAUGCAUCCGUAUCCAUUCCAAUCGGCCUAAAACUUCCUCCUUACACCUAUGCGGGCCAGUUUGAUACCUUGAUCACAGCGCUUGGUUCUAUGGAUCCCUGCUCUAUCUCCUUUCUCACCAGCACUAAUACUCUCGGAUCGUCCAUGCUGCUCUGCCCUAAAAGUGAACCGUCCAAAAAGGAUGGCUCUUAUGUGCCCGUACUGUCACCAACGUCCGAUACACAGAGCUGGGAUCAUUCUCUUCCUUCCGGUCUUGGUGGCCUCGCUGGUUCAGCGCUACACCCUCUGGCGCUCGGAAAUGUCUUCAGUUUACAACAAUUUCUUCGCAACCAUCCGACCCUAAAUAGUAUUCAAAUCAUUGGUGUCGGAGGUGUAGAGGACGCGGAAGGUUACAAGCGCAUGCGAAGUGUUGGUGCUUCCGCUGUCGGUAUUGGCACUGGUCUUGGGCGCUUGGGCAUUGGAGUCUUCGAGAAGAUUGUGAAAGCUUUGGAGGAUUAGUCAUUUCAUACCGUCAGACUGAUGCUUGGAUCUACGAUUCUUUCUGGACUUCAUCACGAAGCAUGGCUUAAGUUUAUCGCUAUUCUGCCAAACUUUCCGGUUUGACGUCGCGUCGUCUAGUAAAACGAUAAGAAGGAUCGUGGCUGGCAACAGAACGUUCAUUAUGUGUCUUGACUAUCUCGACGAGGUUUUGCGCUGCUGACGAUGUGUAGGCUGUGAUACGGCCAUGUACCAAGAGAUAAGCUGAUAUGGAUUCUUCUAACUAUACUUAAAAUGAACAAAUUUUUUAUAGUAUUAAUGAAAGAUAUAUUUAGAUUUAUAGAGAA
This is a messenger RNA of Pseudovirgaria hyperparasitica, 1444 nucleotides long. RefSeq names its product FMN-linked oxidoreductase. Bases 87 to 1118 code for a protein of 343 amino acids. Gene Ontology annotation, cellular component: cytoplasm. The record is from RefSeq and is a predicted model, not a curated record. Gene Ontology annotation, biological process: pyrimidine nucleotide biosynthetic process; 'de novo' pyrimidine nucleobase biosynthetic process. NCBI's taxonomy places the organism in Eukaryota, Fungi, Ascomycota, Dothideomycetes, Acrospermales, Acrospermaceae. The transcript has a single exon. Gene Ontology annotation, molecular function: dihydroorotate dehydrogenase activity.